UGAAACUGGGGAUGAUUUGUUUACACUGAGAUGUUGCGGGGCGACGGAUUUUUGUUAAAAGUAGAUUUUUUUUUCACCCGAGGGAUUAGGAGCCAUAAGGAUUUGUGUCCAUAGUCCCAAAGUGAAGUUGGACCAGCAUGGAGUGCAGCGAAGAGGUGACUCCCCACCUUAUGAUGGCUGUGGGAACAGCUGUGAUUGGAUCGCUGCAGUUUGGCUACAACACAGGUGUCAUCAACGCUCCUCAGACUAUCAUCGAGGGCUUCUACAAUGAGACGUGGAUCAGCAGGUUUUCGCAGCCCAUCCCUCAGAGCACUUUAACAGCUCUGUGGUCUCUCUCCGUGGCCAUCUUCUCCGUGGGAGGAAUGCUUGGCUCCUUCUCCGUCGGCCUCUUCGUCAACCGCUUCGGCAGAAAGAACUCCAUGCUCAUGGCCAACGUGCUGGCCUUCAUAGCUGCUGUGUUUAUGGGCUUCUCGAAGUUGGCCACCUCCUUUGAGAUGCUCAUCGUUGGGCGUUUUAUCGUGGGUCUCUACUCUGGUCUCUCCACUGGCUUCGUUCCCAUGUAUGUGGAGGAAAUCUCCCCCACGUCUCUCCGUGGAGCACUGGGGACCCUGCACCAGCUCGGUGUGGUGAUCGGUAUUCUCAUGGCACAGAUUUUUGGGAUUGAGUCCGUGAUGGGGAACGCUUCCCUGUGGCCGCUCCUGCUGAGUUUUACUCUGCUGCCGGCCUUGCUGCAGUGUGCCCUGCUACCCUACUGUCCUGAGAGCCCCCGAUACCUCCUCAUCAACUGCAACGAGGAGAGCAAAGCCUGCAGCGUCUUAAUAAAGCUGCGGGGAACCGACGAUGUGAACGAGGACAUCCAGGAGAUGAGGGAGGAGAGCCAUAAGAUGAUGAGGGAGAAGAAGGUGACCAUCGCAGAGCUGUUCCGCUCCCCCCUCUACCGCCAGCCCAUCAUGGUCGCCAUCAUGCUGCAGCUGUCGCAGCAGCUGUCCGGCAUCAACGCCGUGUUUUACUACUCGACGAGGAUCUUUGAGCGAGCGGGUGUUUCCCAGCCCGUCUUUGCAACCAUCGGUGCCGGAGUGGUCAACGUCGCCUUCACCGUGGUUUCUUUGUUCAUAGUGGAGCGUAUGGGCCGGAGACCCCUCCACCUCACUGGUCUGAUGGGGAUGGCAGUUUCAGCAGUGUUUCUCACCGUUGCCAUGGCGCUGUUGGACCAGCUCAAGUGGAUGUCGUAUGUCAGCGUCGUGGCCAUCUUCAGCUUCGUGGCGUUCUUUGAGAUCGGCCCCGGGCCCAUCCCCUGGUUCAUCGUGGCCGAGCUCUUCAGCCAGGGACCCCGGCCUUCGGCCAUCGCCGUCGCCGGCUUCUCCAACUGGUCUGCCAACUUCCUCGUGGGAAUGUGCUUCCCAUACGUUGAGCAACUUUGUGGCCCGUACGUCUUCGUCAUCUUCAUCGUCCUGCUGCUCGGUUUCUUCGUCUUCACCUACUUCAAGGUGCCGGAAACCAAAGGCCGCAGCUUUGACGAGAUCGCAGCAGGUUUCCGGCACUCCUCCGGCCAGGGUGACAAGUAUUCAGCCGCCGAAGAGUUCAACACCCUCAGGGGGGACGACCCCGACCUCUGAAACCCGCCGUAUGUUUAAGGCGGGGCCAGGCCCCAGACGAGCGGGGGGUCGGCCCACGCCCUGCCACCAUCAAACGCUUGAGACCCCCACAACAACUCAGGCAGAAUAAGAGCAGUGACUUUUGUUUUUUAUAAUGACUCUUUGUUUUCAUUGAACCACAACAACAAAACAGCUACAGUAAGGACAAACACGAAGACAAGAUUUAGUUUAGCGUCCUGAUGUGAUCAUGUGUAAGAGAUGAGAGGAGGAAUAACAGACAACCUGAGAGCAGUAGAAGAAGACUUUCGUUGCACUCGCUAGUCCAACCAAGAGCACAGAUUUCACAUCUAAAACUCGAAUCCAGCUUUACAUGGAUCUGCUCCAGAGGUCACUUUAACUCCAGCAGAGCGUGUCGGACAAGCAGUGCUUCAAAUCCAGCCACUUCUUCAGCAUCCACCGUACUCACAUGUCUCGUUUACUUGCUGCAAAAUGUUGUGAAACAUCAGGAAUCAAUAUGUUUUCAUCUCCAAGCGUAAAACGCUUGUCUGGUGAAGUCCAGCCGUUGAGACUGGUCUGGGAAAACUAGUCACAUCCAUUAGGACAGAACAUCUCCCUCAGAUUAAGAAGCUAUAUUUUUAGGAGCAAUCUUGCAAAGAAAAGCAAAGUGCAAUCAAAAACGUUUGCAGUGUUUUCUCUUCCGUCAGCUGACAGUCUCUGUGGCCCAACACAACGCGGUUCUCCUGGUCUGCAGACGGAGGAGAUGAAAGUUCUUGUAACUUAGAGGGCGUCAUAAAUCCUGAUUAUAGUAAAUAGGCACAUAUAUAGCUUUAACUGUAACAAACACUUCCUGUCCAAAAUAAAAAAGGCACACAAUCGCUAUGCCGACGUUCCGAUGAGCUUCUGCAAUGUCACAAAGUCACAAAGAUCUCUGGAACUCUGGGUAAAUCUGGACUCAUCAGACCACAUGACCCUCUGCCAUUCAUCUGGAGUCCAAUCUUUAUCAUCCUCUAGGAAAUUGAAGCGUUUUUGUCCAGUUGUCCUCGCUGAUAAGUGGUUUAUCAUCUUAUCGGUCCCUUGAGUUUCUUCAUUGUUUGUGUGGAGAUGUUCUUACUUUCAGUGUUAAACACAGCCGUAAAUCGUGCUGUUGUUUUCUUAUGAUCUGAUUUCAACAAACGUUGGAGUGAUCGCUGAUCAAGAUGAUUCAAGAUCCAAAAUCUGACCAAAAUUCUUCCUGAAACAUGAUGGUUCCCCACAAUCCCUCCAGUUUUUAAUACUGCGUUUGACCGUUCUUAACCGCGUUUUAGCAGUUUCAGCUUCAGUCUCCUUAGAGCUUGGUGCCAAUAAUCAAUAAUCUGACCAUUUUUUUGGAUAGGCAGUGUACAAUCACCUCAUUUUUGAUCCUCCAAUAAUAUAUAAAACAAUAAUUUAAAGUUAUAAGAUUGUAAAUAAAACCAAAAACACUGAAAAGAGGAAUAUUUUAAUAUUCAGUCGUCACACGAACUUUUAUAAAACAUCCUUGUGGCACAAAUACAUCAGUUUUCCCAGCCUGCCAUGGAAAAAAAACAACAUGGUAUUAGCUUUUAAAACGUAUUGCCGUGCUGUGAUGCAACAGAACACUUUUAUUAUUUAAAUUGAGAGUUUUAUUGUGAAAGGGAAAGUAUCAGUUUUUCUGAUGGUUGAGCUUCAGCCAGAUCUUUAAAAAACUGUUUCAUCUCAUGUAAGCGUGUCUUUUUUUUUCUCAUAUUCACUGUUUAUUUUACUUUAGCUGUGUAAAGUCUUUUACCACAUUAUCUUUUAUUUACUUUGUCAAUUUUUUGUCUACGUUAUUACUUACAACAGAUUUCUGUUAUGAGCUGUGCAUAAACGUCUUCUUCAGUCUUAAAGUUACUUUACUGUGAAGUUAGUGUGGAUAAAUAAGUGUUUAUUUAAUAUAAUUAACAGUCUGUAUCCCCCUGAUAUUUAUUAUAUUUAAUUGAUAUUUGUAGAGGAUCAAUGUUUUAUACUUAAAAAUGAGAAUUUAAACAUUAAAUGCAGGGGUUGUUAGAUGUUAUAUGUGAAAAUAUUACAAGAAUAAAGGAAGAUAAAGAAUAAAGUCUUCUCCAGAGUGACUGAAGUGUGUAAUGUACGUUUUAUGAAGUGGUUGUGUCCACAGAUGCUGGAUGGUAUUAAAAUAAAAGACAACAUACCUAAGAGUUGG
Messenger RNA from Cololabis saira (Pacific saury), 3792 nucleotides. RefSeq names its product solute carrier family 2, facilitated glucose transporter member 1-like. The record is from RefSeq and is a predicted model, not a curated record. Gene Ontology annotation, biological process: monosaccharide transmembrane transport; response to insulin. Gene Ontology annotation, cellular component: apical plasma membrane; basolateral plasma membrane. Gene Ontology annotation, molecular function: hexose transmembrane transporter activity. NCBI's taxonomy places the organism in Eukaryota, Metazoa, Chordata, Actinopteri, Beloniformes, Belonidae. The transcript is spliced from 10 exons. Bases 138 to 1616 code for a protein of 492 amino acids.